Molecule: messenger RNA, 1098 nt
Organism: Lucilia cuprina (Australian sheep blowfly)
Lineage: Eukaryota; Metazoa; Arthropoda; Insecta; Diptera; Calliphoridae
Exons: 3
Coding region: 19-939 (306 amino acids)
Source: RefSeq, a predicted model, not a curated record
AUUAGAGCUGUAAAAUUCAUGAAUGAUGAAAUGUUAACCGAUGACUUAGAAAAUUCAGAUACCGAUGAUCUGCUGGACAACAUUUUAAUACCAAACAUUCAUUUAAUGCGAUGUGCAGCACAUACGCUACAACUUUGUGUUGUAGACCUUCACAAACAAAAUGAUUUAAAAUAUAAAAUAGAAGUUGCAAGAAAUGCUGCCAAAUCAUUGCGAACAUCAAAAAAUAGACUAAUAUUAAAAAAACACAACCAAAAAAUACCUUCUUUAGAUGUUAUAACCCGUUGGAACUCAACAUACACAAUGAUUAAAUCAUUAAAUGAAAUUCGUGAAUUUAUAGACGAAAAUAACCUUUUAGAAGUGCCAAUAGAUUGGGAAUGGAUUAAUAUGUAUUUGCAAACAAUGGAACCAAUUUGGAACGUAACAAUGAAAUUCCAAAAAGAACAAUUUCCUUUAUGUGAAUUGUUUAAAUUAUGGAUGAAUUUAAAAAGAGGGUUUCAAUUAAGUCAAUUUGAAAUGCAAAAGCUUAUAUCGCAAAUUAUGAAUGGGAGAGAACAUUUCCUAUUAGAUAAUGUGACUUUAUUAAGUGCUGUAUAUCUGGAUCCACGUUUAAACUUGCUUUUAACUGCUACUCAGAAGCUAUCAGCCAAAUCUAAUUUAAAGAAUAUUGCUAAAAGAAUCCAAACAAUAAGAGAAAUAAAUGGAGAUGAUGUAGAAGCCAACCGAAUAGAACAAAUUCCAGAUAUUGUUGUAAAUGAGAACUGCAAUACAAAUGAAAAUGAUUUUCUUACAUCGCUGAUGAAUGAAAUUGAAUCGGAAAAUACCACAUCAAAUUCCUACGAAAGUUUUGAAAAUUUACUCGAAGUUUACAAUAAAAUUGAAAAUUUUGAAAAUAUCCAUAAACGACUUCCUAUAGACACAAACAUUUUUUUCAUUUUAUGAAAAUAUUAAAUACAGUUGCCCACAAAUUUACCAAAUAGCUGCAAUAGUGCUUGGCGUUCCUGCUACCCAAGUAUCCGUAGAGAGAGCAUUUUCUUCUCUACAUUUCAUUCUAAAUGAGAGGCGGAGUAAUUUAGGUGCAGAUAUUUUAGAAAAGUUACU